Messenger RNA from Esox lucius (northern pike), 1050 nucleotides. The record is from the annotation of a RefSeq genome assembly. NCBI's taxonomy places the organism in Eukaryota, Metazoa, Chordata, Actinopteri, Esociformes, Esocidae.
AUGAGCCCUUACGUCUUCACCUUACUAAUUUUUAAUCUGGGUCUAGGCACAACCAUAACUUUCGCCAGCUCCCACUGACUCCUUGCAUGAAUGGGCCUAGAAAUUAAUACCCUAGCUAUCAUCCCCCUUAUAACACGCCAACACCACCCCCGGGCAGUCGAGGCCACAACUAAAUAUUUCCUUACACAAGCCACUGCCGCGGCCCUAAUUCUAUUUGCUUCAACUUCUAAUGCAUGAUUAACGGGAGAAUGGGCCAUUAAUCAAAUAUCCCACCCCCUAGCUACCUCCACAAUUAUACUAGCCCUCGCGCUUAAACUUGGUCUUGCACCAGUACAUUUUUGAAUACCAGAAGUAAUUCAAGGAUUAGACCUUACUACUGGCCUCGUCCUUUCUACCUGACAAAAGCUAGCACCCUUUGCACUCCUCCUUCAAGUAUCCUCUACUGUAAACCCCUUAAUCCUAACCCUUAUUGGCCUACUAUCCACCCUAAUUGGCGGCUGAGGGGGUCUAAACCAAACCCAACUCCGAAAAAUCCUAGCAUACUCUUCAAUUGCCCAUCUAGGCUGAAUAGUAUUAAUUAUUCAAUUUUCACCCCCCUUGGCCACCCUAAGCCUUCUUAUUUAUAUUAUCAUGACUACCUCUGCAUUCCUAACAUUUAAACUUACCUCCUCAACUACCAUAAAUGCUUUAGCAACCUCCUGAACUAAGUCCCCCAUAAUAACUUCCCUUGCCACCCUUAUCCUUCUAUCCCUCGCCGGCCUCCCCCCUUUAACAGGUUUUAUGCCCAAGUGACUAAUUCUUCAAGAACUUGUGAAACAAGAUCUGCCCAUACUAGCAUUCUUCGCCGCUAUAACAGCACUCCUAAGUCUAUAUUUUUACCUUCGACUUUGCUAUACAGUAGCUCUUACAUCCUCCCCCAACACAAUCACUAUAUUAACCCCCUGACGACUCAACCCCACUCAAACAUCCCCCCUUAACCCUUUGACCACAAUACUAACCUUGGCCCUCCUUCCCCUCACCCCCGCCAUCCUGGCACUUGUUAUCUAUUAA